AUGUCUCAUAUUGCUUUCUCUAGCCAGAUUCAUGAGAGCGAAGCCAUUACUCCAUUUCCCUUGUCCAAUGCCGCUACUCGCACCAAUCCUCGGACUGAGCAUCCCAACUUUUUAGAAUCAACUCACCAAUCAGAACGCUUAUUGCAGCCUAUAGUACAUCCACAUUUACAACAAUAUGCUGCCACGCAUAGUAAAGGUACACUUUUUGAUGCUUCAGUAUUAUGUCGCGAUUCAAAUGACACAGCUAAUGGUCCACCGAUGCCAUCACUGGAGAGAAAGCCCAAACGUGGAGCUUCGUUUAUUAUACCUGGAUCGUCACAAUCCGUAAUGGAUGCGACUACAAUUCAAACGACAUUGACUGCACAGGCACCCCCUACACCUGCUGAUAAAUCUACACAGUUAUCAAUCGGCAACUCAACGCCUUCAGAUUUGAGCUCAGAAAAGCAAGCGGAUGUGCAAACCUUCAAACCCAGUGACGAGACUCAAAGUCCCCAAGAAGUUGCAACUUUUUUUCAAGAGCGCUUGGCUGCACUUGUAGCUCAAACCAUGACUCCUCCUCCCACCACUGUUGCUGCACCUACAAGUACGUCUUCAGCAGCGUAUAUUUACGAAAGCCUUGAAGAAACCUGCGAAGAUUCAAAUAAUUGUUUUGCCAAAUCACAGCCCACCGAUCAAAGCAACGGCCAUAUGGAUGAAACGGCACCGAGCUUGAAUAUUCCACAUGCUCAUAUUUCUCGAUCCAAAAGUACCGAAACUCGACCUAGAUCUGCACCAAGCCGAGCCAAUCCUCCCACAACCACUAGUCCAGUCGCUGGAGAUGGCGCUCUUUUGGAAGAAAAUAUAGAGUAUUACCAAAUGCCAAUAUCGCAGCGUCGUGCAUCCUCAAAAGAUGUGCGACGAAAAAGCGUCAUCGCAUUUAUCAAAAAAGCUGUAGUAGGUACAGUACAUUCAUCCUCUCUCCGAGAUGAAACACCUGAUUUGGGUAUCGGGAAGUUUUCUGAUGAUCCAAAUGAUGAGGCAAUGGGUGUGGAUAGGGUAGAGUCUGUUUUGCCCGAGCCAGCUUAUGUUACACCACGAAUCGAACAAAAGAAAAGAAGAUCGAUUUUUUCGGCCAUGUCGGGAAGUAUUGGUACAAACUCCAGAGAAAACAUUCGUCCUGUAACAAUAUCUGGACCUAUUGGGUUAGUAAAAUCCAAUUCAAGCUCUGGAGCGCAAAUCGUAUCACCUUCUGGCGGAUCCAGCGGACUUACUAGUCCAGCGCGUCUUUCUGGUACACAGUGCGAUUCCAGUAUCUCGGGUUCUGGAUCAAGUAUAGCUGGCCCAAAUGCUAUGAUGCUUGCCAUGAUGGCUUUUGCAGCCACAGCUGCAUCACAACAAGGUCAACCUAUUACUCAACCUAUUCAGCCAUCCCAUUUGACAAGCGUGCCUCGUGUCAGUCGCAGUCGCAGCCCAUCUGGUGCAUUUGCUACCCCAAACCCUACAUUAACCACCUCUGGAUCAACAAAACAUACCGGUGUAACCACAAGACCUCCUUCUCCUUCUCCACUUCAUCCGCAACAAUCUUUGGCGCAGAUGAUUCCACCGCCUCCUGUUGUCCCAUCCUCUCCACCGACAAAUACAAACCUACAGUCUGUAUCCUCCAUUAUGAUUGGACAGUCCUCUACACCUGUUAUGCAAGAGUUGGUAUCUCCUCCAGAAUCACCAUCUAUUGUUCGAAUUGAAAAAUUACAAAAACGUCACUCGGCCAAAUCCGACGUGUAUGCCAAACGCAUUGCUAUGCUGGAAGAAUCUGUGAAAGUACUUCAAGAACAAGUUGCAACGUUGUUAAAAUCUCAAAAGGAGACUAACAUGUAAAGGCACUUGUUCGUUAUCUAUUGAAAUACAGUCGGGCUGUUUAGAUUGGCACUGAAAUGUGCACGAAUACGGUGUUGUCAACUAGAAAUUGAAUGAAUACAUUGCGCUUUUUACAGCCGUAUUCACGCAAAAUGAAACACUUUUCUGUAUUGAUCUUGUAAUGACUCUUUUGCCUCGGAAUAAGCAAUUAUUACAUAUUUGUUGUUGGAUAUGUAUUGCUUUUUCUAUUGAAACUCUACUCAUAUCAGAUAUUUGCAAUAUAGUUCAAAAAAUAAUCUUGCUCAACAAGAUUGGUACCAAUUAAACAUGACUGUUUAUCACGC
Batrachochytrium dendrobatidis JAM81 is the source of this 2177-nucleotide messenger RNA. RefSeq lists its product as uncharacterized. The transcript has a single exon. The coding region runs from base 1 to 1854 and encodes 617 amino acids. Lineage: Eukaryota; Fungi; Chytridiomycota; Chytridiomycetes; Rhizophydiales. The record is from RefSeq and is a predicted model, not a curated record.